AUGUGUCAUCCUGCAGACCCAGCCACCAUCACCACCCCCGCUUUGACCAGAUCGACCAAUGGAAAGAUAUCAAUCGGUACCGAAUACGAACUGUUCGUCAGGGUCCAGAAAAACGGCCAAUCCGAUACGAAGAUGAUGCGGAUGUCGUCAAAGGGUCGGGUCGUCCCCAUGGAGCUAAACCUCGACAAGCUGGACUUUUCCCUGCUCAAAACCCUGGUAAUCCAGCACCUAGGAAACAUCAACGUGCGGAUUUAUCCAAUUGAGAUCAUUGCCGCGCAAGCAGACCGGGCAUCUGCCCUUGAGUGGUUGUACAUCAUACUGGAGCCGGGCGAGUUUGACCGGGACACAUCAACAUUGGCCAAGGAUAAUGGCUCGUUUAAAUCGUUUGUCAAUGCCGCGCACAAGUCCUCUAAAGAUGCGGAGAUCUCCUUGAUCCUCAACAUGGAAAAGGACAAUCUUGCCACUGUGACUGUGGUAGUUAGUGAUUCGCCCCGCGAGCCUGCCGGCGGCGCCGCGGUCUCCUUCAACUUGAACGCCAAAUCAAACAAACGUGCGAGCGCCGACCAUUCUGCCAAUCGUCCUCCACCUCCGAAGAGGCAGAAUCCUGGGCUCCGGCCCCUUGAACUCACAGCUUGCCUUUUCACUCCUCCUUUCUCCAUGUCUCAAUUUCUGUUGUUCAUCCGGGGAUACUCACUGAAUCGAAAUUUCAUCGCUGGACGACAUUUUCAAGCAUCGGUGUAA
Puccinia triticina is the source of this 741-nucleotide messenger RNA. RefSeq lists its product as uncharacterized. The transcript is spliced from 2 exons. The record is from RefSeq and is a predicted model, not a curated record. Bases 1 to 741 code for a protein of 246 amino acids. NCBI's taxonomy places the organism in Eukaryota, Fungi, Basidiomycota, Pucciniomycetes, Pucciniales, Pucciniaceae.